This is a messenger RNA of Cordyceps fumosorosea ARSEF 2679, 1632 nucleotides long. Its product is annotated as import inner membrane translocase subunit tim-50. Gene Ontology annotation, molecular function: phosphoprotein phosphatase activity. The record is from RefSeq and is a predicted model, not a curated record. NCBI's taxonomy places the organism in Eukaryota, Fungi, Ascomycota, Sordariomycetes, Hypocreales, Cordycipitaceae. The transcript has 2 exons. The coding region runs from base 1 to 1632 and encodes 543 amino acids.
AUGCUGUCAAGGCUCGUCCUGGCUCCCCGUGUGGGCAUUGCCAGUCUCGCCCGACAGGCCGCCGCCCCAAGCUUGCGCACCCGCGCAGCCAUCGCCGUGCCGUCGGCGCUGCUCGCCCGACCUUACUCGCAGAAGAACGAUAAGAGCGCUGCCUCACAAGCCAACGAGGGUGCAAAGAAGAGCCCUGCCGCCUCCGAGGAAGCUCCGUCAUCUCACCAGCCGACCGAAGCUUCCUCGGAGCAACAGCCACAGCCCAAGGAUGCGUCGGCCGAGGCCGCCGACUCUUCGACCGAUUCUGCCAAGGAACCCGAACAAAUACCCUUCCACAAGCUCCCAGAUCUGACGCAGGGCAUUCCUUCCACGUUUGCGCAGGAGAUGGCUGAGAAGGCCGGCCAGAAACCUGCGUCGUACCUGCAGACGAUCGAGCAGGAAGAAAGCUCGACUUCCCGCCAACGUCGCGACCCAUACGACUCGUACGAAUCGACGCAUCAGCUCAACCGCCGAAAAUAUACACGAUUUGCGAUGGCCCUGGCCGCCAUCGGAGGCGCAGCCACUCUGGUCUACAUGGGCCGCAACUGGGAGGACUCGAUCGAUGCCGAGCGUCACCCAGACGCGCCCAACGGCUGGGGUGUCGGCCUGUGGUGGAACAGGGUCAAGGCCCGCACCACCGAGUCCAUCACCUACUACCAAGAACCCGCCUUCGACAAGCUGCUUCCCGACCCCGAGCCGCUAUUUGCGCGCCCGUACACGCUGUGUCUGAGCCUGGACGAGCUCCUCGUCCACAGCGAGUGGUCGCGCGAGUAUGGGUGGCGCGUCGCCAAGCGGCCGGGCCUCGAUUACUUCCUUCUCUACCUAUCCCAGUACUAUGAGCUCGUCCUCUUCACCACAGCCUCUAGCGUCAUGGCAGAGAAUGUGCUACAGAAGCUGGACCCUUACCACAUUAUCAUUUGGAAACUAUACCGUGAGGCUACCAAAUUCGAGGACGGCGAGAUUGUCAAGGAUCUCUCGUACCUGAACCGUGACCUGUCCAAGGUCAUCAUGAUCGACACGGACGCGAAGCUCGUGCGCAAGCAGCCCGAAAACGCCAUCAUCCUACCCCCCUGGAAGGGCAACUCCUCCGAUCGUGGCCUCAUCAAUAUGAUCCCCUUCCUCGAGUACAUCCACACCAUGGAGUACGACGACGUCCGCCGCGUCAUCAAGUCCUUUGAGGGCACUGAUAUCCCCACCGAGUUUGCGCACCGCGAGGCCGUCAUGCGCCGCGAGUUUGAGAAGCGCAACCCGUCCGCCCGCAAGCCCAAGGUCUCCGGCUUCGGCGCCAUCGGCAACAUGCUCGGCCUCAAGUCCAGCAACAUGAGCAUGGCCAUGCAGGCCGAGGGCGAGCAGAGCGCCAGCGAAGCCUUCGCCCAGGGCAAGAUGCUCCAGGACAUUGCGCGCGAGCGCGGCCAGCGCAACUACGAGUUCAUGGCGAAGAACAUCAAGGAGAACGGCGAGAAGUGGGUCCAGGAGGAGAAGGAGGCGAUGGAGAAGGCCCAGCAGGAGGCCAUGAACAACAUGAUGGGCUCCUUUGGCGGCUGGUUCGGCGUCGCCAAGCCCGCGGACGCCCCUGCUGCUACCUCCGAGGCCAACAAAUAA